AUGCAGACUGUUUCAUCGCUGGCCCCGUCGGCGGCUGCUAUUGGUGGCGUGCAGCGGCCGGCACCUGUGGCAGUCUGUCGAGUGUGGCAACAGCAUGGCAGCAGCAGCAGCAGAAGCAGCAGCAGCAAUAGCAGCAGUCCCAUGAGUGCCAGCACCAGCUUUGGCACCAGCAGCAGCAGGCCUGUUAAUGGGUGUAGCAGCACCUGUGGCGGCGGCACCUGGGUCACGCCCAGCUCCCCCAUCCACUCCCGCAGCCACGCCCCCGCCGCGCUUCCGCCAGCAGCAUCAGCCUCCCAGCAGCAGCACAGCGCCCAUCUAACAGGGCAGCAACAGCAGCCACGGCGGCGGCGGCGGCGCGGCGAGGACGCCGUCGCGCGCGCGACGUUUGCUGCCAACGCCGGGGACGACGACGCGCUGGACCGGUCGGGUUUCGUGGAGGGCAUCACCGGCUGGCGGCGCCGCUGGACUGUCGUGCUGCUCUGCUUCGUCGCUUUCAUGCUGUGCAACAUGGACCGCGUCAACAUGAGCGUGGCCAUCCUGCCAAUGUCGCAGCAGUACGAGUGGAGCAGCAAGACCGUGGGGCUGGUGCAGUCGUCAUUCUUCUGGGGCUACCUGCUGACGCAGGUGCUGGGCGGCAUAUGGGCGGACAGGUUUGGCGGUAAGCUGGUGCUGGGCAUCGGCGUCUUGUGGUGGAGCCUGGCGACGGCGCUGACGCCUGUCGCCGCGUCCUUGGGGCUGCCGGCGCUGCUGGUGGCGCGGUGCCUGAUGGGCAUCGGGGAGGGCGUGGCCAUGCCGGCGAUGAACAACAUGCUGUCAAAGUGGGUCCCUGUCCCGGAGCGCAGCCGCAGCCUGGCGCUGGUGUACACGGGCAUGUUUGUCGGCUCCAUCCUCGGCCUCGGGCUGUCCCCGCACAUGAUUGCGGCCCUGGGGUGGCCCAGCGUCUUCUACAUUUUCGGCAGCUUUGGGAUCGUGUGGUUUGGCGUGUGGCGCGUGCUGGCGGCGAGCACGCCCCGCGACGACCCCGACAUUUCAAAGGAGGAGAAGACCUACAUCCUGGCCAACACCAGCAGCGGCUCCAAGCCGCGCAGCAUCCCCUGGGGCAAGCUGCUGUCGCGCAAGGAGGUGUGGGCCAUCAUCGUCUGCCACUUCUGCCACAACUGGGGCGUGUUCAUCCUGCUCACGUGGAUGCCGACGUACUACAACCAGGUGCUGGGUCUUGACAUCAUGUCGUCCGGCCUCUUCUCGGUGCUGCCCUGGGUCACGAUGUCCGUCACGGCCAACUUCGGCGGCUGGCUCGCCGACACGAUGGUGUCGCGCGGCGUGGCGGUCACCACGGUCCGGAAGGUCAUGCAGUCGGUCGGCUUCCUGGGGCCGGCGUUCUUCCUGUCGCAGCUGAACCACGUCACGUCUGCGGCCGGCGCCGUCGCCUGCAUGAUGGGCGCGCAGGGCCUCGACGCGUUCAGCCAGAGCGGGCUGUACUCCAACCACCAGGAUAUCGGGCCGAAGUACGCGGGCGUGCUGCUCGGGCUCAGCAACACGGCGGGCGUGCUCGCGGGCGUGCUGGGGUCGCUAGCGACCGGCCAUAUCCUCGCGCACGGCACGUGGAGCGACGUCUGGAACGUCGCGAUCGCGCUGUACCUGGUGGGCAUGGUGAUCUGGAACCUCUUCUCGACGGGCGAGCGCAUCUUUGACUAA
Messenger RNA from Monoraphidium neglectum, 1695 nucleotides. RefSeq names its product putative anion transporter 2. Gene Ontology annotation, molecular function: transmembrane transporter activity. Bases 1 to 1695 code for a protein of 564 amino acids. NCBI's taxonomy places the organism in Eukaryota, Viridiplantae, Chlorophyta, Chlorophyceae, Sphaeropleales, Selenastraceae. The record is from RefSeq and is a predicted model, not a curated record. Gene Ontology annotation, biological process: transmembrane transport. The transcript is spliced from 6 exons.